AGGCUGCAAUUUUCCCGCCAAAUUUGAUCAACUUUUCCAAAAUGGCGGAUCCACUAAGGAAAAAAGUACUCUCGACUUUUCGCCUUAACGGACUUUCUUUGCAAAGUGAUGCGACUAAAUACCUCCGAGAUGUCCUUGUGCCUCUAUCAGAGCCAGAGAUCGAAGACUGGUUAGAAAAAAUCGUCGAGACUGUUCAAAAACAGCCUCUGAGCUCAACGCUUGUAGACCGCGAAGUUGUCGAGACGGCAGUUCAAGAGUGUAGCCGGGACCCAUCCGAAGAUAGCGAUAAAGCGUUUUGUAUCAUCGAUGCAUUUGAUGUGCCGACGUUUGCGUUUAAUUCAGAGAGGAAGAAGUUUUUCCCUGUCUCUGGGAGAUCAGCUUUACACCCCAAUGCCGAGGUAAAAUCAGAGCUGUAUAAGGAGCGCUAUACUGUCAUCCAGCAGCGCACCAUUCGCCAUGAGCUCUUUUCUAACGUUGGGGACUUAGAGGCUGUCAAACAAAACCAGACUUCAGAUAAAUUUGACCUCAAGACCGUUGAGUACCUUCUGGGUAGUACCGGUAGCCUUGGCAAUGUCAUUGUCCUUGGAAUGCUGACCCAAAUAAAAGAGGGCAAAUUCUACUUAGAGGACCCUACAGGUGCUGUGGAAUUAGACAUUACUGAAGUGAAAUUUCACACAGGUUUAUACACAGAGAACUGUUUUGUUCUUGCUGAAGGGAACUACGAUGAUGAGAUUUUCCAUGUCACAGCAAUUGGUUUCCCCCCUGCAGAGCCAAGCAAGGUCACAAGGGCCCAGUUUGGGAAUAUUAACUUCUUUGGUGGCCCUUCUACUUCCUGUGCAAAAGCUUCCAGUAAACUAAAAGAAAUGGAGCGUGAGAACAAGGAUGCCAUGUUUGUGAUUAUGUCUGACGUUCAUCUUGAUCAACCUAGAGUCAUGGAAAAACUUAGAACCCUACUGACUGGUUAUUCCACAAUGCCGCCCUCCCUUUUCAUACUUUGCGGAAAUUUCAAUUCCCAGCCUUAUGGCCCCGAUCAGUAUAAAAUACUGAAAGAGUCUUUGCAAGUGUUUGCAAGCAUGGUUGCUGAGUUUCCUUCCCUUGUGGAGCAGAGCAGGUUCCUGUUUAUACCCGGACCGCAAGACCCUGGUCCAGGGAACAUCCUACCGCGGCCACCGAUACCAGAGUCUUUACGCCAAGUGGUCACAACCAAGAUUCCCAAUGCAACUUUUGCCAGCAACCCUUGCCGCAUCCAGUACUGCACUCAGGAGGUAGUGAUUUUUAGGGAAGAUCUCACCAACAAAAUGUGCCGUAAUUCACUUCAUUUGCCAUCAGAUAUGAAAGACAUCCCCAACCAAUUGCUAAAGACUCUUCUUGCUCAAGCGCACCUUUGUCCACUUCCACUGCAUGUGAGACCAGUCUACUGGGGUUACGAUGCGUCCCUGAGGGUGUACCCUAUCCCUGAUCUGCUUAUCCUUGCAGAUAAGUAUGACCCCUAUACAUGUUCUGCUCUUGAUUGUCAAAGCACCAAUCCUGGAUCCUUCCCUCGUAGUGACUUUAUGUUCAAGGUUUAUUGGCCAUCAAGCAAGGAAGUUGAAGAUUGUAAAAUAUCAGACUAAGAACUGUAAAGAUUAAAGAAGCUACAGUAUCAAGCAAGGAAGCUGAAGAUUGUGAAAAAAAAAAAAACAGACCAAGUUUAUAGAUUACCAGAGCCGUAGCAGCCCAUGUAAGAUUGGGGGGGGGGGGGGCACAAUACAGAACAUUAAGGAAAUAUUGGGGGGGCAUAGCCACGCCCCUUCUGGUCAUUCCCUUAUAAUUUUUUAAAAAUAUUGGGGGGGGGGGGGAACCAAUGCCCCCUACUAAUAAAAAUUUGAAUAAAGUAAUAAAAAGUUCAACCUACAA
Nematostella vectensis (starlet sea anemone) is the source of this 1896-nucleotide messenger RNA. RefSeq names its product DNA polymerase epsilon subunit 2. The transcript is spliced from 2 exons. Lineage: Eukaryota; Metazoa; Cnidaria; Anthozoa; Actiniaria; Edwardsiidae. The record is from RefSeq and is a predicted model, not a curated record. Gene Ontology annotation, cellular component: epsilon DNA polymerase complex. Gene Ontology annotation, molecular function: DNA binding. The coding region runs from base 42 to 1613 and encodes 523 amino acids. Gene Ontology annotation, biological process: error-prone translesion synthesis; DNA-templated DNA replication.